AUGGCGCCCAUGUCCUCGGCUCAGAAGCUCGCUGCUGGAGAGGCUAAGAAGAAGCCUUCGUCGUCUUCUACAGCUGCUUCUACUAUUCUCUCCUCAGCCUUCGUCACCGCCCCUGGUCCGAAGGCAAGUCAACAAGCCGCCGAGAUCAAGACCGUAAAAGCGAGAAAGAUCUACCCCUUGUCUUUCGGCGACCGCAAGCUCCUGGCUAAAGCUCUUGCUCUUUUCCGUGCGACCUCGAUCAAGAAGGAAAUGGUGGCGGACAAUCUUGGCGUGGAGGCCAGCAUCAUUAAGCUUCCCGCAAACCUUGAAGUCCAGGUGGUCAAGGACAUCAUCCAACACUUCAAGGAUCUCACCACCUGGAACAAGUUCGCCAAGGACUUGCGUUCUUACCGGUCGACAUAUCGGGACAUCCAGUUGUGUAGUGCUGCGGAUUUCCUCGGUAUGACCGCCUACACCCAACAUAUCUUCAACUGGUACUGGGCACGUCUCAGCUCCGGUUACAUCCCGGACUAUGCCGAUAUCGACGCCAUCUCAGCCGCCCGGACCCCGUUACGCGACGAUAUUUUCCGCAAGAUCGUCAACGCCAUUGCGAAGCUAGACCGCGAAGGCAAGAUCCCAGACCCGGAGGACUACGAGGCGUACUUGAAGGCCAACGAACGCUUCGGUGUCGCGGUGGACGAGGCAAAGAAGAAGAUGCAGAAGCAUGAGGCCUACGCCGACAAGAAGAACCGACUUGCUGCACAGGCGGAGCUUCAAGAGGAGGCUGCUAAGAUGAUGCAUCAUCAGCGUCAAAAGCAAUCGAAGGAGAAGGCGGCGAAUCAGCAGGCCAAUUGA
Alternaria atra is the source of this 834-nucleotide messenger RNA. RefSeq lists its product as uncharacterized. The coding region runs from base 1 to 834 and encodes 277 amino acids. The record is from RefSeq and is a predicted model, not a curated record. The transcript is spliced from 2 exons. Lineage: Eukaryota; Fungi; Ascomycota; Dothideomycetes; Pleosporales; Pleosporaceae.